Molecule: messenger RNA, 2758 nt
Organism: Oryzias latipes (Japanese medaka)
Lineage: Eukaryota; Metazoa; Chordata; Actinopteri; Beloniformes; Adrianichthyidae
Gene: insm2
Product: insulinoma-associated 2
Biological process (GO): negative regulation of transcription by RNA polymerase II; neuron differentiation; regulation of cell cycle process
Cellular component (GO): transcription repressor complex; nucleus
Molecular function (GO): RNA polymerase II cis-regulatory region sequence-specific DNA binding; DNA-binding transcription repressor activity, RNA polymerase II-specific
Source: RefSeq, a predicted model, not a curated record
CAAACCGAUGCUCUCUCUAUCUGUGAGGGGGGGACAGAUGCGAUCACCUCUCUCCUAUGCCCCCACCCCCACCCCCCACUUCAAAGGUGCUCUUGAGUGGGCUCCGUACUCUUGUUCUGCCCGUCUGCUGGUUCCACGCGUCCCGCACCGCGAUGCCUCGAGGGUUCUUGGUGAAAAGGAACCGCAGAGGAGCGGUGUUUUACCGCUCCCACUCCCAGAGCACCAGUGAGCGACCCGGAACCACCGAGGAGGGCGCCCUCAAUGAAGCAACACGCGCGGAAAAGCCCGGGUUGCGUGGAGUAGAAUCCGCGGAGUCCCGCAAAGACUCCGCCGGGGUCAGCGAGGCGUGGAGCCCGCACAUCGAGUCCACGCUGGAGGCGGAAGCAGAGCGACGCGCGCAGCUACCGGACACCGAGGAGGAGGUGAGCGUGGUGGACGUCUUGGGUUUGGACGGUGACUUGUCCUGCUUCUACGCUCCUCCGCCUCCAAACGGCGUGACUCUAAUCGAGUCCUGCAGCUCGGUGAAACCCGUGAGCGCGAGGCUAUUGGAACAUCAGAAGCACAUCUCCUUCACCGGGAGCUGCCUGACCUCCUCCCCGGUGCCGGAGGUACCGGACCUGGCGUUUUUGAGCAACCCCACACCAACUGCAAUUCCCGCGUCCAUUGAAAAACUCCUGGGGGACAGCAGCCGUCCCUUUACGCAGCCCCACGGCAUCACUGACAAGUAUGAGAUUUCUCACAUGCACGUGUUCCCGCCACUGACUCUGGUGACUCCGGAGCAGCAGCACGCGGCAAGAAAACGCUCAUUCCUGCAGGAGCCCCACAGCAAACACCACAGCAAGCAGGGCAACCCAUCCAAGAAGCCUAAAAUCAACCGGAAACUUAACUUCGAGGAUGAGGUCACCACCUCCCCGGUUCUGGGGCUGCGCAUCAAGAAGGAGAGUCCUGAGGUGAGGAGGCAGAGGGAAACCACGUCCACUCCCACGGCGCAGCCGCUGGGGGAGUUCAUCUGCCAGCUGUGCAAAGAGGAGUACCCCGACCCCUUCUCUCUUGCGCAGCACAAGUGCUCCCGCAUCGUGCGGGUGGAGUACCGCUGCCCAGAGUGCGACAAAGUUUUCAGCUGUCCCGCAAAUUUGGCCUCUCAUCGGCGGUGGCACAAGCCUCGCCCCGUGAUCAGCCAGGGAGUAGAGACCAACCGGGUCUCCCCGUUAAAGGAAACCCGCGCGCUCCUGCAGCAGGAGGAGGGUAAGGAGAACGAGCUACUGCGCACCAACCUGCACCACGGUGCCGCUGACAGCUCCCGCAGCAGGCGCGAGCAGCCUCUGCUCCUGUUUCACGGGCGCUCUCGGGAAAGCCCCGACCGGAACCCAUACCGGAACCCGUCUGAGAGGUGCGGGGAACUGCAACAACCGCAGAUGAGAGCCGCAGACAGCCCGCCGUCUAGCCUGCUUCUGCGGAACGGUGACCCACAUGAGCGCGCGGACGUGCUGCCCCCGCCGUCACUCACGCACCCCCAUCUCUCCAACCCCCCGUUCAUUCAGGCCCUAACAGAAGAGGAAGUGUACGAGUGCCGGUACUGCGGGAAGAAGUUCCGCCGGCAGGCUUACCUGAAGAAGCACCUGGUUACGCACGAGAUGUCGCGGCCCACAUCGUCAUACAACCAGAAGGUGAACGGCAGCCAGAGCCAGCAGGUGUUUCUCUGUCACCUGUGCGGCGCGCGCUUCCCGUCCGUGGAGAUCAGGGACAAGCAUCGGCUGUGGCACGCAAUGAGGGACGAGCUGCUGGUGGAGACGCUCCAGGGACGCAGAGCGGACGUUUUUCAUGCGCACGCAGACGAGAGAAGCCCCGGCGAGGGCGAGCACCAGCAGAUCUUCACGUGCAAGUACUGCCCGUCCACGUUCUUCAGCUCACCAGGACUCACGAGGCACAUCAACAAGACGCACCCCACGGAGAACCGGCAGGUGAUGCGGCUCCAGAUGACGGUGCGGCCGUGAAGCGCGCACGAGCCCAUCCAUUCAUGGAAACGUGUCCGUGACUGUUUUGCUUCACUUUAAAAACGAUAACUAGGUUUCUAAAAUGGAAAAGUUAAUUUGAUCCAUAAGUAAAGUUUACGUCAUGAAAACAAAAAACGCUUUUAUAGGCACAGCAAUUCAAAGGAACUGUCCAGAGUGCUGAAACGAAAUCCCUCCAAACAUUUGCAGUAAAUCUAUCUUCAAUCCUGAAAAGUUUGGGACAUUUUUUUAAAGCCCCCAGAUUAUAUAUGAGGAAGAAAAUACUGUGAAGUAACGCACUUAUUUACUGCUUAAUUUUAAUAUAAUUAAAUAGUGGAAAAAACUCCAAAACACACUCCUUAUACUUUGUGUCUGAUUUAGAAAAUAUAAAACAUAGCACAAUCAUAAGAACACAAAAGUUCAGGAAAAGUAGCUCAAUACCUGAACAAAUUCAAGGAGAAAAAAAUGUUGAAGUGCUUUAAUAUAAAGAUAAUCCACAUUGAAGCUCAGAAACAGAACUUAACUGUUUGUUAAAUGACUCAAUCAGUUGACCUCUCAAUGUUUUAUUUUCCAACAUAAUUAUUUUAAUGUUCAUACUACUAGUCAAAAAGUAUCGUCUUUAUUGUUAUUUUGGUCUGAAUAUUUGCUAACUGCCUUUAGCUUUAGACUAUACCUGGUUCUAUGAAGCCUAUACAGUAAUAUUUUAAUAUGUUAGAAAAUGGAUGUGGAACUUAUGAGUGUUAUCAAUAAACGUCUGAAAUGAUCAA